Molecule: messenger RNA, 378 nt
Organism: Staurois parvus
Lineage: Eukaryota; Metazoa; Chordata; Amphibia; Anura; Ranidae
Source: the annotation of a GenBank genome assembly
AGUGCGCAGCGCGGUGAUCGCCGAUGCGCUAUGUCCCUCAGACACAGCGGAUCAUGGAAAGAGCCGAAAAUGGGACAUGUACACUGAUCAUUAGGGCACUGAUGAUCAGUGUGCCCUGAUGAUCAGUGUAGCCCCAGCAGUGCCACCUGUCAGAGUCCAUCAGUGCCAGCUGUCAGUGCCUCGUGCCAGUGCCCAUCAAUGCCACAUAUCAGUGCCCAUCUGAGCUGCUUUUCAGUGUCACCCAUCAGUGCCAGUCAGUGCCACCUAUCAAUGCUAAUCAGUGCCGCCUAUCAGUGCCAGUCAGUGCCGCCUAUCAGUGCCAGUAAGUGCUGCCUAUUAGUGCCAGUCAGUGCCGCCUAUCAGUGCCAUGUAUCAGUG